Molecule: messenger RNA, 1955 nt
Organism: Myxozyma melibiosi
Lineage: Eukaryota; Fungi; Ascomycota; Lipomycetes; Lipomycetales; Lipomycetaceae
Exons: 2
Coding region: 420-1919 (499 amino acids)
Source: RefSeq, a predicted model, not a curated record
CUUCAAACAAACAGAUACAAUUACAACAACAAACAUCUUUAAAACAUCCAAUUGAACACACUCCAAACCAACAAUAACAGAUCAGAUCUCUGUUAAUACAACAAUACCGCGCCGCAUCUCUAAACUCUAACAAGCCUCUCCCCGAAGGCAGCCAGGGAUGACGACUUCUCUUGAGGCCACCGCCAUCAGCAAAACGUAAACAAACCGCCGUCUGAUCCCGUCUCCGGGGCGCAAUUCCGGCUAUGUUCGCGAUAUAGUCCUACUUCUGUUCUACUGUUCUUCCUCCGCGUCUGUCCGGGGUCCGAUCUGCCUUGUUUUGCCUGCCGUGCUGCAUCUGAUCCUGCAAGGCGCAAAGAGCCGAGCAAAGCCUCCCUGCGAUUCGAUAGAUCGCUAUAUUGCCAUAUAAGAGCAAACACAACAUGGCCGCAGACGACAGCGCUGACUAUCCGCCUUCGUCGCCGGCCGAUAGCAUCCAGGCGCUCGACGAAAGCCAAAACAAGCGCGAUGGCCGCUCCACCCAUCUGCGCAGCUCCAGCAGCCUUUCCCACAGACCGCGUUUAGGAGAGGUAACAACCCUCUCAUCCUCCCCGCUCCGUCGAACGCGCAGCCAGUUUCUCCGCGACCCCACCACAACCACCUCCACCCCCACCACAGCAACAUCGUCCUCCCCGUCCUCGAUCCUCCCCGUAUCGCGUCAGAUGCCAAGCUUAAUGGGUCUCAGACGCAGCGUUUCUCAGUCCUUCAGAUCAAGAGUCCGCAGCAGCGAACCAGAAGUCGAAGAAGAAUCGCCCGAGUAUGGCGACGAUGGAGAAGACAGACUCAAUCUCCGGCACCACCAAAAACAUCUACAGCAACAACUCUACCAGAGCCAGCUCGCGAAGCAGAGAGACAGAGCCGCCGCGCACCAGCACCAGCGAGAUCGGUCGCGGAGCAUAACAGGCGACGAGCUAUCAGAGGAAGCAGAGAACGACGAGGACUCGACCGUCAUCAUCGAAUCCAACGUCCUAUCGCGGCCCGGCCGCCGCAUGUUCUCCGCCGAAACAGUCACCCCAGAGUCUUCCGCCGCAGACUCGAGCAACAUGUGGGCCGCGAUCGAUGACUUGCGUGCCCGCGUGCGCAAGCUCGAGACGUCGGCAGAUCAAAACCCAGAGAAGCGGUUCUACAUGCAGCGCGCACACGACUCCGCCAGCUCCCUCUCCGGCACAAACAACGGCUACCUACGAGCGAUGCUGCAGCAGGCCGGCGGCGCGAUACCAGAAGACCUCUGCUCCGCGCUCGACGUGACCGCCAGCGCAGUCGAGGCUCUGUCUGCGCGCGUCGCAACCUCAGACCGCAACAUCAAAGCAAAGAUGGACGCGCUCUACCGCUCGCUCACCGAGCUCUUCAUCGUCGUCUCCGACACUUCCUCAACCCCUCCUUCCUCCGCCGCGCAGCCUGCCGCGCCAAACUCAGACCUCCGCAGCGGAUCCAGCGUCUCCAACCGAUCCGACAGCUCAGAAGUGCGCAGUCUUGCCGCGCGUCUGCCGCAGCGCGCGGCCACACGAAUGCGACACUCGAUCGAGACAAGCCAGCUGCCGCCGGACCUGCGCCCGGCCUCGCGUAUGGCCAGCCGGGCGUCUUCCUACGACUACGCCGGUGACGACGAGGACAUCUCCGUGCUGAGCAGCAGCAGCAGCGCAAGCGGCGUCACGGGUUCCAACCGGCACCUCUCGCUGCUAAAUAACGGCACGCGGCAGCACGCUCGCAAGAUGCACAGAAGCAGCUCGCGGCAGCAGCUUACAAUGUCGGACGAACUCGACUACGGCAUGCAGCAGCAGCAGCAGCAGCAGCGGCCACAUUCGAUCUUUAGCAUGCGCUCGACGCCGUCCUCGACCGGUGGUCUCUCGUCACCUGCUUCGUCGCGCGCACGCGUCACUUAGAAUACUGUUGAGAGACAAUUGUAUGAUAGUAAUAUA